CUAAAGAAGAUCAGCAGCUACCAUUCAAUCGAGUAUGGGAAGUUCAUCAACGGAAGAUUUCUCAGUGUUGGUCUUGGCCUCCGAUCUUGGAAUUGACGGUCGAUCCUUCUUGUCUCCUUCAGAAAGAGAAGCCGCCGACGAUAACUGGCACGAUUGUUCCUCCGAUCUUGUUUCCAAUGAAGAUUUCUCCGAUCUUGAAGCCUUGCAGUUCUUUCGCCUUGAACGAGGUUGCGAUAAAUCCGGAAAUCGAAUCCUCCGCAUCGUCGGAAAGUUCUUUCCCGCUCCUGUGAUAAGUAGUGACCGGUUGAAGAAGUAUGUUUUCAGUAAAAUCUUAACUGAGGUUCAAGAAGGUCCAUUUUGUAUCCUGUAUAUGCACUCUACUGUGCAAAAGGAAGAUAACAAUCCUGGGUUGACAAUCUUAAGAUGGAUCUAUGAAGAGCUUCCAUCAGAUGUCAAGGAUAGGCUUCAAGUUGUGUAUUUUCUUCAUCCUGGACUUCGUUCGAGACUGGCUUUUGCCACACUUGGCAGAUUCUUUCUAAGCGGAAGCUUAUAUUGGAAAAUAAAGUAUGUGAGCAGACUGCAGUAUCUAUGGGACGACAUAAAGAAGGCAGAAAUAGAAAUACCAGAAAUUGUGAAAAAACACGAUGAUAUCCUUGAACAUAGACCACUUACUGAUUAUGGGAUCGAACCUUACACUCUUCACUUAACCGAGAUCCCUUCAGCGAAUCGUGUAUUUGGAACGUACGAUGAGAGUUGGACUUCUACAGGCCGUAAUUUUUAUUAGUCAUUGUAACUGAAAUAACUUAUAUAUUAUAAUGUUGUAGUUGUAGAUUUGGUAGUCAGGUAGAGCCAAAAACAAAUAGUUAUUACAAUAAUGGUAAGCCUGACCACUUUUUGUGUUUUAUGGUUCAUUUGCUUUGUAGUAGUAGUAAAUACUCUAUACCCUUGUGAUAUAUUAUGUAGCUUUCUAUGUGAGAAUGCC
Messenger RNA from Impatiens glandulifera, 982 nucleotides. Its product is annotated as ganglioside-induced differentiation-associated-protein 2. The record is from RefSeq and is a predicted model, not a curated record. Lineage: Eukaryota; Viridiplantae; Streptophyta; Magnoliopsida; Ericales; Balsaminaceae. The coding region runs from base 35 to 784 and encodes 249 amino acids. The transcript is spliced from 3 exons.